AUGGCUGAUCAUCUACUUCGAAAGGUCAUGUCAAAAGAUCCAGAAGAGUAUUUUGCUUUCCCAGUCACACCGUCAAUUGCGCCGGACUAUCAUACCAUCAUAGCUCAUCCAAUGGACUUCUCUACAAUGCGGCAGAAAAUCGAAGACAACGUCUAUGAGACGAUCACGGAGAUGCGAACCGAUGCGGAGCUGAUUGUGUCAAAUGCGCUAACGUACAAUAAUCCGAACACAGUCUAUCAUCUGGCCGCCACACGACUUUCUGCGAUCGUGAAAUACUACUUUUCGGAGCAAUAUCUUCGCUACAUUUUCCAUACACUCCCUUUCGCGAACCAAAUACCGUUGGAGAAAGCUGGACUUGCACCUCUUGCUGUGACCGCGCACAAACAAGAAAAUCGACGUCGCCAAGUUCUUAUAGAUGAUAUGAAUGGUGAAGAUUGUCUCAAAGCUGCUGAGCCCGCUGUUCGAUCGAAGCUUUCGGUUCGCUUACCGAAUGCCAAAUUUGGAUUCCUGGACAACAAGGAUGGAGCCACUGUUUUGAAUGUGAUUGGUGAAACGGAUCGGAAGUGCUUGAAACUUGGUGACAUUGUUGGACCGCUGGACGAGGGCACGCCUGGAAUGUUGAGUCUUGGAGAUCACAGGUUAUCUGGGCAAUCUAUGAUAACGUAUCUCAAUUAUGGACCAUUUUCUUCAUUUGCUCCUCAAUAUGAUUCUACAUGGGCCACGCUUACCAAGCGAGACUCGGAUCUGCUGUUGAGGUUUGGUUUAUCUAUUUCAGUUUUUCGUUGCUAG
Cooperia oncophora is the source of this 789-nucleotide messenger RNA. The record is from the annotation of a GenBank genome assembly. NCBI's taxonomy places the organism in Eukaryota, Metazoa, Nematoda, Chromadorea, Rhabditida, Trichostrongylidae.